AUGGCGGCUUCUUCGUAUCUGUUGCGUGUGUUGUCAGAGCCGGUGGAAGUCGACCGCGAGAGUUGGGAGAAGUGGUACUGUUCAGAAAACUUACCCGACUUGGUCAACGCAAAGGCGGUCACAAGGGCAGGUUUGUACGAGGCCUUCGACGACUAUCCGCUUGCUACAAAAACACCAAAGGCGGUCGACCAGACGACUCUCCAUAGCGUAAAAGUUACGCAUACCGACAUCGAGCCGCCGACAGAAAAAACAUUCCUUGCCAUGUGCCAGGUCGAGGAUCCCACAUUAGCGAGAAGCCAACACUUACAGAACAUCGGCCAAGCUGGAGAGAUGCUUUCAGGGAAAUCCCCGAAGUCUUGUGGCGUGUGGGAUUCAAGGGUAUACAAGCUUAUUCAGGACUUCGACCCAAAGGGGCUUGGGCACACGCCGGCGCCUUUCAUUCUUAAUGUCCAAAUGGAGCCUCCGGACGAUGACGACUACAACACUUUUUACCGGGAUGAACACUUGUAUAUGCUUUCAAGAGUUCCGGGAUAUCGUCGGUCGCAGCGCUACCAGCUGGAAUCUUCGAACGACGUUGACCUGUCAGCUGUUCCCAGAUUCAUGGCAGUCCAUGAAUUCGAGACGCUAGACGAAUUGGACGGCCCCGAGCUCAGAGAAGCGGAUGCGAGCCCAAAUACUCAUCGGAUUAUUGGAAAUGCGAAAGCAGUGAGUGUCCGGGGGUUCAAACUUGUGAAGACAUUUGGAGACAUAAAGGAGUAG
Messenger RNA from Cladophialophora psammophila CBS 110553, 759 nucleotides. RefSeq lists its product as uncharacterized. The transcript has 2 exons. NCBI's taxonomy places the organism in Eukaryota, Fungi, Ascomycota, Eurotiomycetes, Chaetothyriales, Herpotrichiellaceae. The record is from RefSeq and is a predicted model, not a curated record. Bases 1 to 759 code for a protein of 252 amino acids.